UCAUGGAAUGCCAGCAUUCCACGCUGGCCCGGAGUUCUAGCCCCAAUGUUUAUUGGGGAUGCCUUCAAGUCCAGCACUAGUGUUAGAAUAGCAAGAAACAAGAUGGGUUCGCAGCAGUUCUGUUUAAAAUGGAACAACCAUCAGUCGAACAUGCUGACGGUGUUCGAGCAGCUCCUAUCGAACGAAGCCCUCGUCGACGUCACGUUAGCCUGUGAGGGCCUCAGCCUCAAGGCGCACAAGAUGGUUUUGUCAGCGUGCAGCCCCUUCUUCCAGGCGUUAUUCGUCGAAAACCCAUGCAAACACCCCAUUGUGAUUUUAAAGGACAUGCGAUAUGUGGACUUGAAAGCUAUCGUCGAGUUCAUGUACCGUGGCGAGGUGAACGUCUCGCAGGACCAACUUUCCGCCCUACUCAAAACGGCAGAGACUCUGAAAGUCAAGGGACUCGCGGAGGUCACCGGCGAGAACAGGCAAGGUCUAGUUCCUAUUGGCACGACAGCGACGGAGGCAGACGCGAAAGGAUCGACGCCUCGGGCGGAAAGCCCGCCUUUGUCAAAACGAAAAAGAGGAAGACCAAGACGACGUUCGCCUAGCGACUCCAACAAGAGCGACUCCGAGGACCAAGGCGGCAGUGCUGUGACGCGUGUGAAAGGGGCUCCGGAAAGCCCCGAAAUCAUCGAGGACGGAAGUUUGUCUAGUGAUCGGUUAGCGGUGCCUUCUCCGGCCAAGAUUCCGGCGACGACUAAUAAGGUGUUAAACGCGACGGCGGCAGUGUCGACGACGCGGGAGGACUCUGUGCCUGCGGACGAUGUGGGUUCACCCGAUGACGCGGACUUUGAGGUUGACGCCUCUAAUCUCAUGGAGCAGUCUAUGACGACGGAAAAUGUUCCCAUGUUUUCUGAAGUCGCAUCAUCGUCACAACUACAAGAGUCACAAACGCAUCACACAGGGUCAUCUCAUGAAAACUCAGCUCUCAUUCCUGCCUCGUUGCCUUCCGACAUCUCCAUUUCUACUCAAGACAUCAAACCUUUACCAUCUAGUUUAGUACCUUACAAUGAGUCGACGUUAUCACCGGUGGUUCCUGCCCAGCAAGCAUCCGCGUCAACCGACAGCAGUACGAGUGGCUCCAUGUUGUUUAUGGACUCCUCGGGUGUACCUGCCGUUGCCGGUCCAAGUAACUAUCACCCAGACAAGCAAACUUCCACACCAUCUCAUGGGCCCGUUAUGCCGAGACGGAGGGGACGACCUCCGUUGCUGGGACUGAGAGGACGCCCAAUUGAGCUGGAGUGUCCCAUCUGCCACAAGACAUUCUCGAACAAGAGCAACUUUGAUGGACACCUUACGAUGCAUACGCCACAGCGACGGCGCUACCGCUGUGACAUAUGCAACAAGUCAUUCCUCUGGAGGAAUAACGUUUAUGCCCAUAAACGCAAGAUCCACAACGUUCCGUCCAGUCGCGAACUCAAGUUAAACUUUCGGGCAGCGCCAUCAUUGACCAUAACAGCCACAUCAGCACCACGUGAUUCAGCGGCACUUUGUUCAGCAACGGCAUCGGAUCGGUGGAACCAAGCGAUGCUCCCUCCCGUUGGGUACUCGACAUCGCCAUCGCUACUUUUACUCCAGGCCGCCAGCGCCGCCUGGAACGAGUCCAAAGAAGCCCAAGACAAGUAGUGUAUUCGUGUUCUGUUCGUUUUAGUCCCAAAUUUUGUGCGAGCGUCAAGUAUUUUGGCAGCUGACCGUAGCAGCCGUCUUGGGAAGCGCUUCUCG
This is a messenger RNA of Ornithodoros turicata, 1764 nucleotides long. RefSeq names its product protein bric-a-brac 1-like. Gene Ontology annotation, molecular function: protein binding. NCBI's taxonomy places the organism in Eukaryota, Metazoa, Arthropoda, Arachnida, Ixodida, Argasidae. The record is from RefSeq and is a predicted model, not a curated record. Gene Ontology annotation, cellular component: nucleus. Gene Ontology annotation, biological process: regulation of transcription by RNA polymerase II. The transcript has 5 exons. The coding region runs from base 46 to 1668 and encodes 540 amino acids.